This is a messenger RNA of Drosophila busckii, 2047 nucleotides long. It is a transcript of the gene Ada2b, whose product is annotated as transcriptional adapter 2B. Gene Ontology annotation, molecular function: zinc ion binding; transcription coactivator activity; chromatin binding. Gene Ontology annotation, cellular component: nucleus; SAGA-type complex. Gene Ontology annotation, biological process: regulation of transcription by RNA polymerase II; chromatin remodeling. The transcript has 4 exons. NCBI's taxonomy places the organism in Eukaryota, Metazoa, Arthropoda, Insecta, Diptera, Drosophilidae. The coding region runs from base 64 to 1797 and encodes 577 amino acids. The record is from RefSeq and is a predicted model, not a curated record.
CCCUAGGAAAGAAAAUUUUUCGCACUCUCUUUUUUGUAAAAAAUUACGCGAUUUAAAGUCAAAAUGACUUCAAUUGCGGACUUAUUUACAAAAUAUAGUUGCACAAAUUGCCAAGAUGAUAUACAGGGCAUACGUGUACAUUGUGCCGUGUGCGAAAACUUUGACCUUUGUUUGCCAUGCUUUGCCUCGGGCGCCGAGAUAGGACCACAUCAAAAUAAUCAUAAUUAUCAAUUUAUGGACACGGGCACUGCCAUAUUGAGCGUAUUUCGCGGCAAAGGCGCUUGGACGGCGCGUGAGGAACUGAGACUGCUAGAUGCUAUCGAGCAAUAUGGUUUUGGCAACUGGGAGGAUAUUAGCAAGCACAUAGAGACCAAAUCUGCUGAAGAUGCCAAAGAGGAGUAUGUAAAUAAAUUUGUAAACGGCACCAUAGGCACUUUGACAUGGACACCGGCGCAGUCGCAACGCCCGUCUCUCUUUGUUCAUGCGGAGGAUGAUACGGGUACUUUAGGUUCCACUGCACUUUCACACCUGCCGCAGCUAGAGAUAAGCAAUGAGGAGUCGCUGCAGCUUGGCUAUAUGCCAAACCGCGACAGUUUUGAGCGCGAAUACGAUCCAACGGCCGAACAGCUCAUAUCCACCAUAGCAUUUAGCUCUGAGGAUGUGGAAAUUGAUGUUAUGCUUAAAUUAGCUCAUGUUGACAUCUACACGCGCCGGCUGCGUGAACGCGUUCGUCGCAAACGCAUGGUGCGUGACUAUCAGCUGGUUUCAAAUUUCUUUCGCAAUCGCAAUUAUGCAUUGCAUCCAGGGCUGAGCAAAGAACAGAAGGAGUUUCGUGAUCGGUUUCGCGUUUUUGCGCAAUUCUAUAGCAACAACGAGUACGAGCGCCUGUUGGGCUCGCUAGAGCGCGAAAAGGAGCUGCGCAUACGACUUACCGAACUCUACAGAUAUCGCUACAAUGGCAUUUCCCUAAUCGACGACUGUCGCCACUUUGAACAGCAUGCGGCAAUGGCCUCACAUCGAUCGACAGGUCCUUAUGGCCAUGGCAAAACCGACAACAUGCUGGUCUCCAGUGGAAGUCAACGGCCGGCAAGCUCUUCCUUGCACUCCCCGCAAGCGAAUCUCAGAAAGGCCGAACAGUUAAGCGGCGCCGAGGCAAGCUCAAGUUCAAUCGCACCAAGAAGCACGCACCACACAGGCGACCCGACCUCCUACGGCGCAUUAUUGCCCAACAGAAACUACUUGGAUAGCUGUCGGACAUCGUCGGCAGCUACGACAACGAUGCAGCUGCCGACGACAACGACGAUGACGAUGACGACGACGGCGACGACGAUGGGCCUGACGAUGGACUCGGCAAUAACAGCGACGGCAGCGACUUCCACGGCUACGAUGACGCCAGUGCAUGCGAAUCUGCCCACAUCGACAGCGGCAGCGAAAGUCAACCAACAACAUCAGCAGCAGCCGCAGCCAGGCGGCUCCAAGCUGCAGCUGCACCAGCAGUUGCGCCUAAACGAGGCCGCGGCCGGCGCCGGAAGCAAUAAAGAGCAGGAGCAGGGGCAAACAUUAAGCAUGAGCCUAAUCUUGCGCUCACAGCUCGAUGAGCUAAAGCGUCUACCACAACCGCUUGGCAGCAAUUUGCUCAGUCACAAUGAGUUGGAUUUGUGCAAGAGGCACAACAUUACGCCAACAACCUAUCUAUCGUUUAAGACUGUCUGCUUAAGUGGCGCUCCAUCGCUGGGCAGUUCCAUGGAGAACUCAAUGCGCAAAUUCUUUACCAAAUCCGGCUGGCUGACCCAUUGAAAUGGAACGUCAUUUGACGCAUCGCUGUUGUUUUGCACGUUUGCCAAAACCAGAUAUUGCCCGCAUAAAAGACUUGCAUUCUUUUUAUAUACAUUUUGUAAGAAUUAUAGUUAGAACGCCCAUAUAUAAUGUAUAUAGUGGUUGCCAUUUAGUUAAACUACAAAGUUGAAUUUGUAUGUGUUUCGUAACAACUUGUAUCAAGUGAAAAUUGUAAUUUUCCAUUUAUUUAUAGCAAGUAGUUAGCUUUUAU